Messenger RNA from Symbiodinium sp. CCMP2456, 1005 nucleotides. The record is from the annotation of a GenBank genome assembly. NCBI's taxonomy places the organism in Eukaryota, Dinophyceae, Suessiales, Symbiodiniaceae.
AUGCUUCCGGCUCCGGCAGCUGUGGCCUGCGUCAUCGUUUUCCUCUCUGUCCACGCCACUUUGGCAGGCUGGGAUUUGGAGGGCGUGUCGGCAGCCUGUUUGAGCUGGAUUCAGAGAAGAUCAGAGAAGUUGAAGAAGCCGGAGUUGCAAGAUCGGCUCAUGGAAGAUGCCAUGAAGAAGAUGAUGAUGGAACACUACCAGCAAGUUCUAAGAUACGUGUCGCACUUCGCGGUGGUCUCCGUCGUGAUUCACGCGUACCGCUUGCAGCAGCAGCCGGACGUUGCCUCCAUAGUCCAGUUUUUGGUGGUCUUCAUGCAAUAUCUAGCCGCCUGCUGGCUGGCGAGAUGGAAUGUCUCUUUCCAAACGCUUCGAUUGCUCAAUGUCCUCUCUCAUGUUGGUCACGCCUCCUACGUCAUCAACAUUCACUUAUUUGCAGAGGAAGCGGAUUACAAUUUCCACUCGGUUUACUCGGGGGCCGUCCGCAUCUUUGUGGGUGCCCUCAUUCACGACCCGCCGCUGAUCAUCCCAUGCUUCCAGCGAGUCUUGCGAAGUGUCUGCGAUGCGGACGUGCUGCUGGAUGAUGGUUUCAAAAUCGUCGGGGAUAACACUCGCCUGAGACGCGUCCUCGCGACGCCCACCGAUCUUCAAGGCGUGAAGUUUACCGACCUACUCGACCAGGACGGAAAAACGGAGUUCGAGAAAUUCGUCCGGAAAUCAUGCAGCGCAAGCCAAAGUCCCCGCCAGAAGGAGGAAAAGGAGAACAGUUGCAGCAUUCCCCCGUGCUUGCGCGUCUCACUGCCUAGUGCGUAUUCCCGGGUUGGCGUGGAUAUUUUCCAUGUUCCCGUGCCACGCUUUUUGGAUGCUGCAGGGCCUCUUCACCUUCUGGCGUUUACGGAAGACUCAGAUACGAGGAUACAGCCGGAUGCAACUCUCGGAGCGAUUCCAGAAGCGCUCUCGGUGUACUCGGAAGCGGAUGAUGUUCAGGACCUAACCCCUAAACCCUAA